CUGUUUACAUUCACUGAGUGUGUGGGCGCUGAGCAGGAGGUGGUGUUGUACAGGGUCACCCGCUAGUCGUUAAACACUGUCUGCCUCCACAGGUUGUGUCCUGCAGUACGCGUCAACACCGUCCACAUCAGAAGUGACAAAUCCUAAUAAGUACUACACGAUGGCGGGGUCCUACAAGGAUGUGGUGAAGAGGGCCCGGUCGGCAUACAACGGAGGGCGUACACUGUCGGUGGAGCAUCGGCGUCGACAACUACAGCAGCUCCGACAGAUGUGCCUCGACCACAAGGACACUUUCCUCGACGCGCUUAAGAUCGACUUGAGGAAGCCACAGUUAGAGGCCAUGAUGUUGGAGGUGAACGCUGUAAUUAUGGACAUCACCUACACCUUAAACCGCUUGGACAAAUGGGUCAAGACAGAGAUGGUGUCUUCGGCGAUCCCCUUCGACAGGAGCUACAUCUACAACGAUCCCUACGGCGUGGUGCUGGUGAUGGGGGCAUGGAAUUACCCCCUUCAGCUGGCUCUUCUCCCUGUGACAGGUGCGCUAGCGGCAGGUAACGCGGUGAUCCUGAAGCCCUCUGAGGUGUCGCCUGCUACAGCCUCCGCCCUGGCCAAGCUUAUUCCACUUUACCUAGACAAGGAGUGUGUUCAGGUGGUGUGCGGAGGAGUGGAAGAGACGACGCAGCUACUACAGGAGAGGUUCGACUACAUCUUCUACACGGGUUCCGCCACUGUAGGGAAGAUCAUCAGAGAGGCGGCCAACAAGUUCCUCACGCCCACCACACUAGAACUGGGCGGCAAGAGCCCAUGUUACAUCGACAACAGUGUGGAUUUAAACCUUGCUGUACGUCGUGUCUUGUGGGGGAAGAUGCAGAACCUUGGUCAGACCUGCAUCGCCCCUGACUACCUGCUGUGUUCCAAGGCCCUGCAGGACCCCAUCAUCAAGAAGGUGAAGGAAGUCCUACGGGAGUGGUACGGACAUGACCCCAAGGACUCCCCUCAUCUGGCAAGGAUAGUAGCCGAGCGACAUGUUGAACGCUUGGCGAGUUACCUGGAGUGCGGCAAGGUGGUGGUUGGGGGCCGCUUCGACUUGAGUGAUCGCUGGGUGGAACCGACACUCUUAGUAGAUGUACCUGAGAACAGUAAGGUGAUGACUGAGGAGAUCUUUGGUCCUAUUCUUCCCAUCAUCAACGUAGAGACGCACGUGGAUGCCAUCAAAUUCAUUAAUAAGAGAGAGAAGCCCCUGGCGUUGUAUGUAUUCAGCAAGAAGGAGGCGGUGAAGGAGCUGUUCCUCCGCCAGGUACGGUGUGGGGGCGUCACCAUCAACGACACCCUCUUCCACGCCGCCAGUAGCACGAUGCCCUUCGGAGGUGUGGGCAACAGUGGGAUGGGCGCUUACCACGGCAAAUAUUCCUUCGACACUUUCACACACAAGAAGUCCUGCCUCAAUCGUUCCUACAACCCCCUCAUUGAGAAGGUCACCAGGGCGCGGUUUCCCCCCUACACGGAGAAGAACAUGAAGGCAUUGAUCUCGCAGAAGGACCCAGGAGACGGCCCCGGAGUCCUCCACCACCUGAAGGUCUUCACCAAGUACCUUUUCAGUAUGUCUAUCGGGGCACUCCUCCUCUUCCUGUACAUACGCUACACAUAUGUCAAGGUGUAGCGCCACCCCUGAGUGCGUGUGCGUGUGUGUGUGUGUGUGUGUGUGUGUGUGUGUGUGUGUGUGUGUACAGGUAAAGGCUUCGUCUACACCAGGAGUGAGUGUGUGUACUACGCCACACACACACACACACACGGUACAGCCUGGUUAGUGCACUAUUAUCUGCUAUACCAAGAUGUCCCUUAUAUACUGUGCACCAACUGGCUGUACAGUAUGUUCAGUCCUACAUGAAACACAUACAGUAAACCCCAUGAAGUAGUGACAGAUGAAAUGACUCACGUGAUGACCUUGACCUUUGACAUUCUGACGCAAGAACCAACAGACAAGAUUUUUGCUGUACUGGGAAGACCAUUUGUCAGGUUCUCGUGGAAAAACAGAGACCAGAACUACGAGUAACUACGUGAAGCAACAUCUUGAUCGAGUGAUAAACCUCAGUCCAGAUGAUGUUGGCCCCUUGUCUUCUAUUAAAAUAUAUAUGAUAUAUAUUUAGGUAUGACUCGUUUAAGCAUCGUCUUAAGGACGGUAUAAUCUACAUACCUGGGAGAAACAUGCCUCUAUUUCUUACAUUUUUCCAGGUGUGUUAAUGAGAGCUCUGUGUCUAAUUAACUAACAGAACAUUUGACUCGACCAUUGUGUUACAGUUCAUAACCUCACCGUAGUCAUUCUCAGUGUCCUGUAUAAUGUAUGUAAAUGAUUCAAAAUACACCGGCAAUUAUCA
Molecule: messenger RNA, 2375 nt
Organism: Homarus americanus (American lobster)
Lineage: Eukaryota; Metazoa; Arthropoda; Malacostraca; Decapoda; Nephropidae
Product: aldehyde dehydrogenase, dimeric NADP-preferring-like
Exons: 10
Coding region: 161-1660 (499 amino acids)
Biological process (GO): aldehyde metabolic process
Cellular component (GO): cytoplasm
Molecular function (GO): aldehyde dehydrogenase (NAD+) activity
Source: RefSeq, a predicted model, not a curated record